Naegleria fowleri is the source of this 453-nucleotide messenger RNA. RefSeq lists its product as uncharacterized. The record is from RefSeq and is a predicted model, not a curated record. Gene Ontology annotation, molecular function: actin filament binding. The transcript has a single exon. Gene Ontology annotation, cellular component: cytoplasm; actin cytoskeleton. Gene Ontology annotation, biological process: actin filament depolymerization. The coding region runs from base 1 to 453 and encodes 150 amino acids. NCBI's taxonomy places the organism in Eukaryota, Heterolobosea, Eutetramitea, Acrasida, Naegleriidae.
AUGGACGCAGGUGUAGUCGUUGAUGAUCAAUGUAUUAAGGAAUUCAAGGCAUUCCACUCAAAGGACAGCAAAUGGAGAUGUAUUCUUUUUACCGUCAACGAUAAGGGAGAUCGUGUAGAGGUUGCGAAACAAGUUGAAAAGGGAGGAAAUGCCGACACUUGGGAUGGUUUCUUGAGCUCUGUGGUCGAGGCUGAUUUCAGCGAUAAAGGAUGUUGGGCUGUGUAUAACUUGGAGAUGACCAAGGAGGACCAAGGAGUUGAAAGACAAAUCUCCAAACUUGUUUUCCUUCACUGGGUCCCAUCCAAGACCAAGCCAAGAGCAAAGAUGUUGAUGAGCUCCACCAAGCAAUCUCUCUUCAGCAAAUUCAAUUGUUCCAUGGUCAAUAUUGAGGGUACAUCAUUGGGCGAUAUUGCCGAGAAGAAUAUUUUGGAUAAACUCAAGAGCUCUCUUUAA